This is a messenger RNA of Amoebophrya sp. A25, 927 nucleotides long. NCBI's taxonomy places the organism in Eukaryota, Dinophyceae, Syndiniales, Amoebophryaceae. The record is from the annotation of a GenBank genome assembly.
CAGGGACGAUGGAUGUGAUUUUGGCUCGUUUCAAAAAUUUAAUACUAGAAUUAAUUGAUGUCAUCUUUCUUCUCCUGUUGUAAAAGAAUAAGAUUACUACCCCGAAGAUGAAAAUGGCACAACUUUUCGCAGUUCUAUUCUAUAUUAACAUGUAGAAUAGGAAUGUGAAUAUCCAUUGUGAGCAGUUCGUUGUGUUUUCCACAAGGUACAACUUCAUUGUUGCUUUGGAGCUUCUUUUAUUGGAAUCAUGAUCGUGGACAUUUUUGGUAUCAUGAUCAUACUCCGUUUCAGAAGUCGUUGGCGCCUCGUUCUUGUUGUUUCCUGUCUGUUUGGUUGUUCGUCGUGGCCUUGUGCCGGUUUCUUUUCUUUCCAAUCAAACCAGGGCUAGGAAGGGUUAGUGGGUACUUGAUUGUUCAUUCUUGACUUGAUCAUCUAGUACAGAAUGGAGUAACGGCUGCGUCUGCAGUAAACAUUUCAAUAUCUUUGUUCUUCUUGUUUUUCCUAGAUAGGUUCCACGAUAAGUUCAGUUUCAGAGGUUUCAUCGUACUACUCCUCCACAUAAUUGACGAUUUAACUGAUGUCAGUGUCCUAGGAGAAUUCUGCAUAAGUCAUCUGAUGGGUGCCUCAGCAAAGUCAACUGCGGAUAUCCCUUGGUGUUGUUGUUUCUACAACAAACCACAGGAUCUUUUUCGCAGGAUCACAACGACAGGAGGACCUUGAUGACUUCUCCACGUGGAGAAAAAGGAUCAUACAGGUCGCUUCUUCUGGUCUAUGACGCUAGGGGCAAUAUCCGAUGGUUAUGCAUCUUCUAGUUCUUGUGUAAAAAAGUGUGUAGAAGCAAAACGAAACGCGAAGAAUAAGGCCACGCAGAUGAUUACAGGUAUACAUAACGAACGAACAAGAAUCAUUCGUCAACGCACCGCAUAG